Messenger RNA from Alternaria conjuncta, 1680 nucleotides. RefSeq lists its product as uncharacterized. The transcript has 2 exons. Gene Ontology annotation, cellular component: Sin3-type complex. The record is from RefSeq and is a predicted model, not a curated record. The coding region runs from base 1 to 1680 and encodes 559 amino acids. Gene Ontology annotation, molecular function: histone deacetylase binding. Lineage: Eukaryota; Fungi; Ascomycota; Dothideomycetes; Pleosporales; Pleosporaceae. Gene Ontology annotation, biological process: negative regulation of transcription by RNA polymerase II.
AUGGUUCGAAAUGGCAGUCCGUCGCCAGCGGACAACUUUCCGCUGGGCCAUUCUGCGACAUCCCCUCAACCACAACCUUCGAAGCGCGACAAACGGCGCAACAUGCUCGCCGAGAAGCUGGCAGAGAUGAUGGCUACCUUCUCCGACAACCGGGACAGUCAUUACAGAGCCCAGCUCGCCGCGCUCCAAGCCGACAUCAACCUGAUUAUGAAAGCCGACCCGUAUGCGAACCAGCCGCUCGAGGAUAGCAAUGAAGAGGCCGCCGAGCUCGUCUCGCAGAUCAUGGGGAACAACGUCCCUACCGCACCAAGCGCGGGUACCGACUACAUUGCGCAAUGUGGAAAACACUAUUCGCGAUUUGUCGACGCCGUCAACGAUGCGAUGGAAGAGCGCGACUACAACCUGACCAUGCUCUGGAACAAGCACGAGAACACCAAGAACGAGAUCGAAAACUCGCACUACUACAAAGUCCAAAUCGCUGAAGAAGAACACAAGCUGCUCGCCGCCACCAUCCGCGAACGACUGGUCGCAAGCAUACAACAACGGACAAACAGGCUGAAGCGAGAGAAGGAGCAACUGGAUCUGUCCGACAGCAACGCGAUGCUCCUCCAUCCCAAUCAGUUCAGCAUAGGGCAUCCCGCAAGCCCUGGCGGACCGCAAGCGCCACGAAAGACCAGGAGGACGGGGCACAAGUUUGGCGACGCGGAGGAGCUGGCUGCUGCUACUGAACACAAGAGAAAGCGCAAGCUGUAUGAGGACCAGGACAACGAUUCGCCAGGCCCAUCUGGUCGCCCCACCGAAAUGGGCAUCGGCUCACCCUUCCGCGAAGCCAAAGCGCGCACCGUCAAUGCCCAAUUCGAAUCGUCCGCAUACUCCCUCGAGCGCCUCUUCAGCGAGAAGGAGCUCAACAUGGCCAUGAACCAAGCCACCAUGGCGGCGUCACACUUCUUCGCCAAGAUGAAGAACACAGAGGCCGCACCGCAGGAAGCCACAACGAACGGCAACACCAACGGCGCAAACGGCGAGCACGCAUCCGAGAACGGCGACGCCAUGGACCAAGACCAAGAUUCCGACGACGUCCCAGGCGCAACCGACAUGAUGCGCCAACACUCGUCGAACCCACAUGCGACCCGCGGCGCCACACGCUCAGCUCUGAACCCCACGGCGGCUAUAGUGAGCGGUCAAAUACCCCCGUUCAUCUAUAACCCGCCCUUUGUUCUAGAUGCUAAGAUCUUCCAGAAGAUCAACGCUUCAGCUCCGCCACCACCUCCCCUCGGCGCACACGAUAUCGAACAGGAUCUGAAGCUGAUGCUUAGAGACGCACCGCCCGACGACGAUAUCAAUGAGAAACUCCUACAAGCUGCUUGCAACCCCGUUAAAGCGCGUGACUACCAGGUCCAGCCACCAAACUUCUCAGAGCCUGUUCAUGAGAUGACGAGUGCGCUUAGGAGUACGGCGCCGCAUCUUGAGGUUGGUGCUAGCUUAGGCGGUGUUCCGAUGAGUGCGCAGAGUAGUAUGGCGGGGUGGUCGGACGCUGGUAACAACACUCCGCUGGGUCGUUAUGGAGAGAGGGACUCGCUCGCCGUCGGUGGUCAUGGUGGGGGUGUUGCGAUGACACGGACUGCAAGUGGUAAUGGACGGGGACGCGGUAGGGGACGCGGUGGUGGAGGGGGAAACUGA